AAUUAGAAUACUUUCCAAUUUUCAUUCAUCCUACUAUAUACCGAGAAUGACAAAAUAUAAGGGUACUUUUAAUGAUUAUAAUAAUUUUAAAAUCAAACAUAUACGCUAUAUGUAUCUUCUCAAGUCUUCCGAAAAAAACUCGAAAUAAUGAGCUACAGUGGUACAUAUUGUAUUUAUAUAUAGGUAUCUACCCGCGCACGGUGGCGACGGUCGCUUGUCAGUUUUUCGAACAGACACCAUAAUUCGCGCGGACACCCGCGAUUGGACUCCUACCAAAAGGCCGCCACCGCCGCCCCCUAAAUAAUAUCGUCUGCUCGACGCGCGCACGCACGCGCGUCCGUCGUAGAGGCGGUCUCAUUUUUAUAUAUUUUUACGUGUGGAUAUACCGCACUGAAUAUCCUGCGUCUCGGAUCGUCACAGUAUGUCUUCGCGUACCGCCGCCUCCGCCGCGAUAACUGCACUUGAGCACGUCAUAUUAAAUGUAAUAAUACCAUAAAAUAUAUUUCUAUUGAUUAUUGUCGAUAUUAUUAUAACUAGUAUAACAAAAAUAAAUAAAUAUCGGUCCGUUUCGUUAGCUAUAUGUUUAUAUAAUAAUAAUAAUAAAACGUAUUAAUAACGCACCUCAACUGUCACGAUAAUUUUUGUAUGCGUUUCGAAAGUGGUUUCGUCCUGCACAUGCUCGGCGAACAGGGCGCCGCCGUUGGCGGGUACGGUAGGCCCGAGGACGAGUACGCGUCCGAAAACACUAAGAGGUUCACGGUGGACUCGCUCUUGCAAGUCCGGAGGCCGGCUAUCGCGGCGACCGACGACAAUAAGCGGCCGGCAUCCAUCUGCAUGACACCCUGCUACGAAGUUGAAACGAAUUCUACAGAGACGGAUGGUCAACGGAAAAGCAAACCAAGAAGAAAUCGUACUACAUUUUCUAGUUGUCAGUUGCGAGCAUUAGAAAAAGUUUUUGAAAGGACACAUUAUCCAGACGCGUUUGUUAGAGAAGAACUAGCAAGAAGAGUUUGUCUGUCUGAGGCCAGAGUUCAAGUUUGGUUUCAAAAUCGACGGGCGAAAUUCAGACGGAACGAGAGAAGUAGUCUGUCGAGGAAUAACCCCGCACUAUCCACUGCGCCCGAUUGCAGAUCCCCGAAUGUGGAACAACCCCUUUUACCAAGGUCCAAUACGAACGCCGUUCACUCGGAACCACCGUUUACAGCUGGCUCCAGUUUUGGCGGACUCCUAGACUACUCAGCAUGGAAAUCGAAUGGCUUGUCACAGUGCGGAAUGUUCCAACACUCCUCAAGUUACCCGGCUUUCUUACCUACAGCAGUUUCCGCCACAGGAAGUCAUGCCCACGGUAAUCCUUCGAUGUCGAUGUCAGUUUCAAACUGUCUGGUGCCAAACCACCAUCACCACCACCACCACCAUGCCGGUUACAUGGUUUCCACUAAUCUGACGAAUAUGAGAAUUCGUCCUCAAGAAUAUUAUAUGGACACUCCUCACAUAUAGCAGACGUAGACCUCGAAAUAUCACAUGUUUCAGCUUGUCGACAUGUAUAAUUAUUUUUAUUAUUAUUGUAUUAAAAUAUACUUUAUUUUGUUCGCUUUUA
This is a messenger RNA of Rhopalosiphum padi (bird cherry-oat aphid), 1597 nucleotides long. RefSeq names its product paired mesoderm homeobox protein 2-like. Bases 646 to 1497 code for a protein of 283 amino acids. The transcript is spliced from 5 exons. Gene Ontology annotation, molecular function: RNA polymerase II transcription regulatory region sequence-specific DNA binding; DNA-binding transcription factor activity, RNA polymerase II-specific. Lineage: Eukaryota; Metazoa; Arthropoda; Insecta; Hemiptera; Aphididae. The record is from RefSeq and is a predicted model, not a curated record. Gene Ontology annotation, biological process: regulation of transcription by RNA polymerase II.